UUUUUUUUUUGUUUUGGCUGACGUUAGUACCUUUAGCUUUUGUGUAUGAAAAUAAAGUGGGACGAUGGAGUUCCUUAAAAGCGGCUUUAAAACAGUGCUUGGAAGUACUGAACCUGGUCAUCAACCUAGUGCAGCAGAAACCGUUGAAAAAUUAGUUGAUCGUGUAUUAAGUUCAACAUUAUUAGACGAUCGUCGGGAUGCUUGUCGGGCUUUGAAGGCGCUAUCUAAAAAAUAUCGUAUUGAAGUUGGAGCACAAGGAAUGUCAGCAUUGGUCCAGAUUCUCAAACAUGAUAGUCAAGAUUCAGAAAUCAUUGGCUAUGCCCUAGAUACUUUGUGUAAUAUUACAACUGCUGAAGAGUUCGAUGAAGAAACUGAUAACCCAGCCGUUUCAGUAAAUGUUGGAGAGCAAUUUACUGAAAUGUUUAUAAAAGUACACGACAAUGUUACUGUAAUUAUGACUCUCUUAGAAGAAUAUGAUUUUCGUGUUCGGCGUUCCGCAAUUCAACUCAUUACUACGUUGAUUGCAAAUAAAACUCGUGAUUUACAAGAAAUUAUUUUGGUAAGCCCUAUGGGCGUAUCCAAAUUAAUGGAUUUACUCUCAGACAGCCGUGAAGUUAUUCGAAAUGAUGCACUACUUUUGCUAAUUCAGUUAACAAAGGGGAACUCAAAUAUACAAAAGAUAGUUGCUUUUGAAAAUGCCUUUGAUAAAAUUUUUGAAAUUAUUCAAAGUGAGGGAUGUUCGGACGGGGGCAUUGUUGUUGAGGAUUGUUUAAUUCUUUUAUUGAACUUGUUAAAAAAUAAUUCCAGUAAUCAACAAUUUUUUAAGGAAGGAUCCUUUAUCCAAAGGCUAUCACCAAUGUUCAGUAUUACCCAAGAAGCAGAAGAGAAUGAGUGGGCCCCACAAAAGGUCUCUAAUAUACAUUGCAUGUUGCAAGUAGUUCGUGCUUUAGUUACACCAAGUAAUCAACAGCAAGUGGUAUCAUCUUGCCAAAAAGUUAUGCGCAAAUCGAAUCUCCUCGAUUUGCUAUGCGACAUUUUAAUGGGCAGCGGAGUACCAGCUGAUAUACUAACGGAAACUAUAAAUGCAGUUGCUGAAAUAGUUCGAGGUGAUAAAGAAAACCAAGAUAAAUUAAGCAUGGUUAUGGCGCCUAGUAACCCUCCUCGACCAGCAAUUGUCGUACUUUUAAUGUCAAUGAUAAACGAGAAGCAGAUAUUAACACUUAGAUGUGCUGUAUUGUAUUGCUUUCAAUGCUACCUUUUUCGGAACGAGGAGAGCCAUCAAGCUGUCGUACAAACGUUAUUACCCUCUUCUGAAUCUGAAGUGAGUAGUCAUUCAACUGGUCAAUUGUUAUGUGUGGGCCUCUUUUCAUCCGAUUCACUUGCCAAUUGGUUUUCUGCAGUAGCUCUUAUGCAUGGACUUGUCGAUAGUGUUGCACAGAAAGAAGAACUGUUGCGCGUUCUUUUAGCUAGUCCCAGAGGAGGAAACCCGAUUACUCUAUUGGAGCAAUGUACAAAUUUACUUCAGCAAGAUAGGUAUAAGUUGCAAAGUAAAGUUGGUCUUCUGAUGUUGUUGAGCAUGUGGUUGGCACAUUGCCCCAAUGCCGUUAAAACUUUUCUCAGCACAAGUGGUACAAUGGCAUAUUUGACGGCGCAAAUUAGUGCAAAUGAACACGAUGAAAAUGAGUAUUUGAUACAAGGGUUAUGCGCGUUCCUCAUGGGAAUUUGUAUUCAGUUUAAUGAUAACACCCUUGCCAAUCAAAAACGAGAUGAUAUCUGCCAAUUGUUAAUUAAACGUAUAGGGCAAGAAACUUUUUGUAAUAAACUUAGCGAAGUAUCAAGACAUGAAGCUUAUAAUCGAGCAUGCAAACAACCUCAGAUUAGACCAAAGGCCUCCUCUGAUCUUUUGCUGGAUUACGAAUUUUGUAAGUUAUAUAAAGAAUUGGAAGCGUUAUUAGGAAAAAUCGUAAGCGGAUUUGAUGUCAAUGGUAUUGAAUUAACGGAAUUAACACUCAGCUCUGAAGCUUCUGCGCUUGUAGCACAAUAUAAAGGCAUCAUUCGAGAUCUUGAUGGCCAAAUUAAUUUGCUGCAACAAAAUUCAAGACGACUCGAAAUAAAAAAUGAGGAACUCGAACUAAAACUGUCUAAAGUAGAAAGCCUUAAUACACAAUUAUCUGAUCAAAAUACAUUGCUAAAAGCCCAGUUAGGAGCCGCACAGAGCAGCACUUCCCCGUCAAGAGACGGUACACCGGUUAAUGCAUUAAGUGCAGCUCAAUUCCAGACGAAUCUAUAUUGUGCAGAGAACAUUAGAAUAACUCGAGAAUUUGAAACAUUGCGCCAGCGACUGGAAGAUGAAGUGCACCGCGCUAACACAGCAAACGACGAACUUCAAAAAUUACAAAAGGAUCAAGAGGAUCUACUUGAGCUCUUGACUGAUCAAGAAAAUAAAAUCAAUCGAUAUGAGCAGCAAAUGCGAUCAGCAGGUUUACCUAUUGAAAAUGACAAUGAGAAUAACACAGAUGAUGUAGGCAAUCAAGAAAAUCCUAAUUUGAACGUAUAAGUUAAUUUACGGAUAUAUAUGAUUAGAAAUUAAUUCAUAGUUCAUACGGAAAAUAUAUUGUAUACUACGAAACAGUACAUAAUUUAUAAUUCUAAAAGUUUAAGCAUCAUUCCUCCUUAAUAUACAUAAAAGUAAAGCAUAA
Bactrocera tryoni is the source of this 2699-nucleotide messenger RNA. RefSeq names its product general vesicular transport factor p115 (gene p115). The coding region runs from base 65 to 2557 and encodes 830 amino acids. The transcript has a single exon. The record is from RefSeq and is a predicted model, not a curated record. Lineage: Eukaryota; Metazoa; Arthropoda; Insecta; Diptera; Tephritidae. Gene Ontology annotation, biological process: intracellular protein transport; endoplasmic reticulum to Golgi vesicle-mediated transport; transcytosis. Gene Ontology annotation, molecular function: protein binding. Gene Ontology annotation, cellular component: cytoplasm; Golgi membrane; ER to Golgi transport vesicle membrane.